AUGGGCGUGGGGUCGGAUGUGAAGGAGCUAUAUCAGGGAGUGCUUGGGAAACUGCAGCUCCUCCACCCACGCUUGAUCACUGAGGAGAGGAUGGGGGAGGGCUAUGAGAGGGUGAAGAGGGAGGUGGAGAGGGAGGUGGUGCGACGGAAGACUCUGGCGUCACAGCUGAGGACUCUGCUCGACAGCCAGCUGCAGGUGCUGAGGCGAGAGCAGCAGGCCCAGCAGAGGGUCCACAGUGUGCUCACAGCCCAGCUCAGAGAAUGCACCAGACUCCUGUCCAAGAUUAACAGCAACCACCAGCAGAAUUUGAUCCAGAGGCUAACGUCCCUGGUGGAUGAGAUGGGAGAGCUGGUGUCAGCGGAGUGCCAGCGUCAGGGGGCCUGGGGGUUUCUGGGUGAGGGUAUAGGGGCCAAGCUGCUCUGCCCUGACACUGGAACUGUGCUGACCAAGGACCACAUCUUUGGUCCUGAUGGGUCUCUGCGUGUCAGUCGGGCACUUGACUGUGAUUCAGUCACAGGCCUCAUAAGGCCAAAUGCUUACAGCCAUAUGCUGCUGAGCAGCGGCCACACCAUGGCGGUGCCACCUGAUUUCUUCGUCCUCCCACAGACCGGCAGAGUUAUGCCCAUAGCUGGCAACGUGGCCUAUGAUCCUGCAAGCUCUACUCUAGUGUUCACAACUGACUCAUGCACAGGAGACAGCAGGAAGUGGGACAGUCCUCUUCUUCCUUUCAUUCCCUACCCGACCUCCUGCCACUCAGACCAGCCUCUGCCCAGCACCCGGCUCAGAGGCCUCAAACCAGGCCAGAGACUGCAGCUGGGUGUCCCCAUGGCAGACCCAGACACAGGGGUCCCAGUGCCCAUUCUGGCUGUAACCAUCCACCCCCAGACAGGACUAGUCUACCCACUGGGAGGGGUGCAUGUCUGUCCCCUCACCCGCCUCCCUCAGCCGAUACAGAUUGGCUACCCCAUGCUGGACUCCAGGACGGGGAACGUUGUGCUCACUGUUGGGGUCAGUCUAGAUCCAGUCACAGGAGCUGUGCUGCCAGUAGGUGGAGUUCUGUUGGCCGAGUCCUUCAUCGAACCUCUGAGUGGGCGGAUGGUGAGAGUAGGGGGGGCCAGCAUACGGGCUGGGCAAGUUGUGCCUAACGCAGGAGGAUACCAGGCCCUUCUAGACAGCAAGGUUCUGGCAGUGAUGUUCAAAGUAUUGGAGCUCCUAAAGCCACUAACUGAGGAGUGGGGGUCGGACCAAACUUUGCAGCACCACCAGGGCAGCGAGAGAGGGAGCGGUCGACAAGAUAAUCUCCUCAGUGUAGCUAAGGAGCUCCAGCAGGCCUGGGGAAGGAGCCUGCACUGUCAGCUGCAGCUGCAGACUAGGUUGGGUAUCCUGCUGAACUGGGCUGUAGGUCUGCAGCAGGAUGGAGACAUUCUGGGAGAGAUGCCUCUCCCAGGUUCACAUAUGUGUGUACCAGCUCUGCUGGGGCUGGAGUACCCUGACCCUGUGGGGUCUGGUCUCUGUGUACCUGUGCUGGGAUGUCAGACUGACCUUGUCUCUGGGACUAUUAUACCAUUGGCAGGGACUAUGGAGGACCCUGGAGGUAAAGGCCUGGUGGCCAUCCGUUAUGGAUCACAGACUGUUGACCCAGUGACAGGUGUGUUGGCCACAGUGGUUGGAGCCAGGCUGGAUGUGUCCAGGAAAACCAUUGUACCUGUAACAGCUUCCUACUGGCUAACAAUGGCAGACCAAACUGAUAGUGUGCAGGUAGAGGCGCUACAGAGAGAAGUGUGUGUGCGAAACACUUACUGGCAGCAACAGAGGCAGCGGGAGGAAGAUUUUGUCUCUGACCUGGACUCAGCUCUAUUCCAGUGUCUCUUUAGAGGCACAGAAGCAAACUCUUAUCAGGUCCAGUGGUCAGGGAGACAGCUGAAGGAAGCAGCCGUGGAGCUGCAGGAUUCAGCACAGACCGAGGCGCAGAGGAGAGCAGCUCAGCGCUCCCACUUGGCUCUGAUCUUGCCUCCGCAUGUACUACACAUACUCACACAGGGUGAUGAGCAGGAGUGGGAUCAGCAGUGUGUCUGGCACUCAGAGCUCGUGUCGGGCCUUGAUAAGGUGGAUGUUUGUAUGGAGCAGCUGCAACAAGACAAAGAAAAAUGGACAACACAUGGAGGAGACUGGGCCACAACCCUCCAUGCUCUGGACAGAGAGCUGAGACAGAGAGAGUUGUGGGAGCGGUGUUGUUCCAGACAGACAGAGUUGGAGGCUGCUCUUAACGCGCUGCACUUUGUCAGACACCUUUCGCAGCUCCGUGCCGACACUGCUCAGGCAGUACUAUGUGGGAACUUUUGGUACAAGGAAUAUGGUCUGCUCCAGUGCUGUGGACACAGACCUUCUGCGGAGGUCGUAGGUUCGCUCCAGCAGAUGGCUUUGCCUCUGCUAGAGAGACUGAACCAACUCCUGGAAGACAAACAGCCUGCCAGCUUCUCCCCCAACACCUGCAAUCAGCACAUUUCUGGUUUGUCCACAAAGCAGGCAUAUGGGCUGGAGAUAGCCUCCAGAGUCUGGACAGCCUCUGUGCCUGUGGUGAAAGGAAUCUCCACCCAGUCUUUGAGGGAGCCUGCCAAUUUAGCUCAACCCCAGGACGCUGAUUUGCAGGCCAGUUCGGCACCGACACACACCUCACAAAGACACACCACAUCCUCUGGCAUUCACUCCCAGGAGAGCCAGCCGAUGAAAGAGUCUGCUCAGCCGACACACGGUAUCACAGUCCCCAUGAUUCCAGAAGAGGAAUGGGACAAACUGCUGGAACUCUCGCCUCUCUUCCAGCUGCUGAAGAGGAUGGAGCUGCAGCUAAAGGGUUGGGCCUGUGGGGCAGGGCUUCUUAGAGGAGAGCUUGCUGACAUAAGCAAGAGUUUCAUAGACGUCCUCGAUGCUCAGUGGGAAUGUGAGGGAGAGCUGAUCCCUUUGGACCUGUCGGUGCUUAACCCCAGAGAGUUCCUGGUCUACCAGCACGGACUGUACCUGAUACACACAUUGCAUAAUCUAAAACUGACUCCAGCCAUUUCACUUCAGAUAGCAGCUAGUCUCCCAAACAACAACUAUUUCAACAACGCCUUCAGAAACUCCUUCUUUUAUCAGGAGGCAGAAGAGGCACUCUUUGUCCGUCGCCAGAGGCUCCAGUCAGUUGGAGGUUUCUCUCUGCUGCUGCUUCACUGUCUGUCCCAUGUUAAGAUGAAAGACAUGAGCUCUGACUCUGGUCCUGCCUUCCAGAGGCUUUUCUUCAAGAUACUGCAGGCAUGUCUGGGGGAGCUGUUUCAAGCCAGACUGGGUAUGCCGUCAUCUGGACAGGAAGCCAAUGUGUGUGUGUGGCUUAAGGACCAAGAGGCCCCUUCAGGAGUCCUAAAGGGGACUCCUUCUGACCCUCAUGCUGCCUCCCUGCUUUAUAGGUUUCACAAACCAAGCAGAGGAUUGCUGUCUGAAGACGACGUUGAGGAACUUCAGAGGAAGCACAGGGAAACAUCUCUACUCUCCCAUCUUGAGGGACUUUUAAAGGAGAAGAGCUCUGAAGCGUGAGGGAAAUUCUUCUAUUUGAAAGAGAAAAAACACACCCAACAUAGAACCAGUUCUUUAUUGCAAGAAGCAUGGGAGGAGCAAACGUCAUAGAUGAACUACAGUUUCUCUGUGAGGCUGAGAAAAUGCAGGCGUUUAAUCCAGAGAGACAAACAAGGGUGAAGGAUGGGCAGAUGCUUUGCAGAGGAAAUUAUCUCCUGGAAGACAGAAUCAAAACCUCUUUCUUUUUGAAACAGGAACUUCCUUUCUUCCAGGGAAUAAGCACACCACUGUAAGCUCUGUGCGAUAAGAACUUGUUUUCCACAAGACGCCUUGUCUCGCCCUCAGUAACUCCCUCUUUUUCCUAAGACAUUUUGAUACAUUACAGAGCAUAUAGUGCAUUGACUGCAAAAAUGCAAUUAAUGCAAAACAGUUUGUCCCACAG
This is a messenger RNA of Epinephelus fuscoguttatus (brown-marbled grouper), 3988 nucleotides long. RefSeq lists its product as uncharacterized. Bases 1 to 3567 code for a protein of 1188 amino acids. The record is from RefSeq and is a predicted model, not a curated record. The transcript is spliced from 24 exons. Lineage: Eukaryota; Metazoa; Chordata; Actinopteri; Perciformes; Serranidae.